Molecule: messenger RNA, 1269 nt
Organism: Dermacentor albipictus
Lineage: Eukaryota; Metazoa; Arthropoda; Arachnida; Ixodida; Ixodidae
Source: RefSeq, a predicted model, not a curated record
ACAAGUCGAAGUCGCGUUUGAAUCAAUCCAAGUUUGUAUAGGUGUCAAUCCUUGCUGUGCUUUAAGAGAUGCUUUCGGAAAACUGGGAACGCUUGUAGUUUAAUGCUGUAGUACGUCGCAGGCCCAGCAAGGCGUGUUGCAGAAAGUUUCCUGCCCUCCUUGGAAUAGCUUGUGGGUGCAUCGAGACAUGCAGCAUGCAGUUUCCACCAGAGCUCAGAGGUAGCCAGCCCUUUCUGACCUCAGGUUUUCAGCAGCCAGAGCAGCCCUGGGGUACUCAGUCUACACUGCCUGUCACCCAUGGCCCCCCAUCAAUGCCAGCGACCAUGCCUACAGCACCACUGCACAGCGGGUUACCCACGUGUGCCACCCCGCCUGGUGCAGUUCCGCCGUGGCCAUCAUCCUCCCCUCCGCUGGCGGCAUUCACCACUGUGCCCACCCCAUGGGUGCAGACAGUGCCCAAUGCUAUGCCAUGGGGCACCUAUCCAACUCCUACCACUGGGGAGCUGCAGGUCAUGCGAUUCUCAGCCGGUGAGGCUCCCAGAUGGGCCGUGAAUGAGCGGCACUUCCGUAAGCGGCACCUUCCUCCUUUAGUGGGCGCUGGGUUCCCACCGAGGAAGCAGAUCAUCACUGAGGAGAAGAUCACGGCACAAAUGAGUGACCUUAGCCUGGAUGGAAUGGUCGCAGCCUGCAGCCGCAGUAAGGAGGAGGAGGAGAAGCGGCUGCACGUGCUCUACCCUGACCUAGAACCCUCGCCUGAGCCCCUGCUGCCACGGCCCGUGCUGGAGGACCUCCGCAAGCGGACAUCUAUGGCUGUGGUGCUAUGGCAGCCCCCCCCCCUGGGGCGCCCCCCUGUCCAGGAUGGAACAACUGAGGAGAGCAGCUCGGACACACAAGAACAAGAAUCGGGGUUCGAAUUGGUCCUCAGCGAAAGAAUCCUACAACAGGAAAACAAAGGGAGAAGAACAGGAGGACGCCAACAUGGAUCUAUGACAGCCAUUGCCACUCCUGGAGAAAGCUUGUGGCAUACCAGUGGCGACAUGCUCUGGUCUUGCCUUGACAGCUGUGGCAUGUCAAGGCUUUUUGCGAGCCAGUCACUGCACGUACAAGCCAACAUACAUCAUCACCUUUAAUUACUGGCACGACUUGUUGAAGUCGUGACAAAGUGUACUGCCGACCUGCUUGGUGAAAGGAAAGGCACUUACAUUCAAGUGUACUGAUUAACAUUGCACAUAAGAAAAAAGAAAGUAAUAAAAGCCAAGUAUUGAAUAA